CUGCCGGCUGCGCCUGCGCACAACCACGCUUAGCGUCAGCUGCUCGCACUAAAGGGGCGGGACAAUCCCCGAUGUAACUGACGCCAAACGGAAGGGGCGGGGCAUGCAGCCCGGGGCUAGAGGCCGACGGAAGUGCUCGUUGUUGUUGCCGGAAGUAGAGAAGGCUGUAAUGGCGGCUGCGACUGAAGUUGAGGUGCCCGCGGACGUCGCGGAGGACCGGCCCUCGGCCGCCGAGGAGCUGGCGGCGCAGAAACGCGAGCAGAGACUGCGCAAGUUCCGCGAGCUGCAUCUGAAGCGGAAUGAAGCUCGCAAGUUAAAUCACCAGGAAGUUGUGGAAGAAGACAAAAGACUUAAGUUGCCUGCAAACUGGGAAGCGAAGAAAGCGCGUUUGGAGUGGGAGCUGCAGGAGGAAGAAAAGAAAAAGGAGUGUGCAGCGAGGGGGGAGGACUAUGAGAAGGUGAAGCUGCUGGAGAUCAGCGCAGAGGAUGCGGAGAGAUGGGAGAGGAGGAAGAAGAGGAAGAACCCUGACUUGGGCUUUUCAGAUUAUGCUGCCGCCCAGUUACGCCAGUAUCACCGGCUGACGAAGCAGAUCAAACCUGACAUGGAAAGCUACGAGCGGCAGAGAGAAAAGCAUGGAGAAGAUUUUUUCCCAACAUCCAACAGUCUUCUCCAUGGGACGCAUGUGCCUUCCUCAGAGGAAAUCGACAGAAUGGUUUUAGAUCUGGAAAAGCAGUAAGUACUCAGUAGGGCAGCCUGGCCUGGAACGCUCUAUACUUCACGAGAGAGUGGGUGGGGUGUGCAUCUGAGGCUGAUGUGCUCGGAUGACUUGACGGUCACAGUGCUGGUACCAGCUCAUUUCUGACCCCGAAUCUGUUGGUUUUGAAGCUGGACAUCGAGUAGAGGUUGAGCCCAUGGGAUUUGGAGAUGGGAAUACUGAUGUAGUCAAACUGUCAUGCUGUCCAUUAGCUUUCUGUUGCUGUGGCAAGACGUCUAAGCUAACUUAUUUUGGCUCCUGAUUUUAGAGCUCUUAGUCCAUUGUCUUGGCCUGUGGCAGCACAGUGGAUCAUGAGAAGUCCAUGCUAGGAAGCCUAGUCAGCUCCUGAGGACCAGGAAGCAGGCAGAUUGGAGGGGAGAAGGGCAGUCCUGAUGUCCUUUCAAGGGCACAGCCCUCGGACUACCUUCCUCUUAUAAGCUCCACUGAGAGGUUCCAGUACCUUCUAGUAUCCCUAUCAGCUGGACCAGGCCUUCGGUACCAAGGCCUGGGGUAGGUUUCCAAUCCAAACUAAUAGUCAGCAUUUUGUGCCUAUUUGUUUAAGACUGGCCUCAUGUUUGCAGGCCAGCCUGGAACUCAAGUAGUGUUUAGAUUACUCUGUGUGUAUGUCUGUCUGUCUCUAUAUGGCCAUAUUAUUUAUUAUGAUUUUCUUUUGAGGUAGAAUUUUACUAUGUAGAGCGGGCUGGCCUCAGACUCCUAGAGAUCCUUCCUCCUGAGUGCCUGACCGUUCUUAUUUCUGAAAGAGGGGACUCCAUUUAUGUUUGAGGACCAUGCAGGUGUUACAGGGUGCAGUGGUGUAUAGCACACACACCUACAGUGCUCAUCAUCACUGAUGGAAUUUUUAGGGUGUUUUACCCAAAGUCACACUUCAUUGUCCCUACUUUUAGCAUCUUUAGAAGCAUUCUUUUUGUUGUGGAUUUUUGAGACAGCCUCUCAUCAUGUAGCCUCAGCUGGUCUCCAGCAGGUGGCCAAAGAUGCUCAGAAGUGCUGUGACCAGAGGCUGUAGUUGCUGGGUCUCAUUGUUUACACUGAGGUUCUACUAAUUAGCUCAACCAUCUGAAGCUGAUUAAACUGUGCCUGCCCCCCCCCAAGGUGGUUUUUUUUUUUUA
Alexandromys fortis (reed vole) is the source of this 1881-nucleotide messenger RNA. RefSeq names its product SYF2 pre-mRNA splicing factor (gene Syf2). Gene Ontology annotation, cellular component: Prp19 complex; post-mRNA release spliceosomal complex; catalytic step 2 spliceosome. The coding region runs from base 104 to 736 and encodes 210 amino acids. The record is from RefSeq and is a predicted model, not a curated record. NCBI's taxonomy places the organism in Eukaryota, Metazoa, Chordata, Mammalia, Rodentia, Cricetidae. The transcript has 6 exons.